AUGCGCCGCCUCCCGCGCGCCCUGCCGCUGCCCCUGCAGCUCGCCCUGCUCGUGGCCGCCGGCGCCCCCCAGGCGCCGGUCAGCGCGCCGCGGAGCCUGGUGUGGGGCCCCGGGCUGCAGGCGGGCGUCGUCCUGCCCGUGCGCUAUUUCUACCUGCAGGCCGUCACCUCCGAGGGCCAAAACCUCACCCGCUCGCCCCCAGGUCAAACAUUAUUCAAAGUAGUCAUCAAACCUCUUUCGCCUAAAGAGUUAGUCCGGAUUCAUGUUUCUAAACCUUUGGAUAGGAACGAUGGGACAUUUUUGAUAAGAUAUAGGAUGUAUGAAACCGCCAACGAAGGGCUGAAGAUAGAGGUCCUCUAUGGUGAGGAACACGUGGCUCAGUCUCCCUAUAUUUUGAAAGGACCCGUGUUCCACGAGUACUGUGACUGUCCUGAAGAGGACCCUCAGGCCUGGCAGAGGACCCUUUCUUGUCCACCCAACGAACCGCAGAUUGCCAAAGAUUUCGCUUCUUUCCCCAGCAUCAACCUCCUGCAGAUGCUAAAUGAAGUUCCAGGAAGGUUCGGGGACGAGAUGGGUGCCAUUGUUCAUUACACGAUUCUCAACAAUCACGUCUACCGGAGGCCACUGGGGAAAUACACAGACUUCAAAAUGUUCUCCGAUGAGAUUUUGCUGUCACUGGCAAGAAAGGUCCGUCUCCCAGAUUUAGAAUUUUAUAUUAAUCUUGGAGAUUGGCCUUUGGAGCACAGAAAAGUCAACGACACGCCCGGCCCUUUACCUAUCAUUUCAUGGUGCGGCUCUCUGGACUCCCGAGACAUCAUCCUUCCGACCUACGACAUCACCCACUCCACACUGGAGGCAAUGAGGGGUGUUUCCAACGAUCUCCUUUCUAUUCAAGGAAAUACAGGACCUUCCUGGAUCAAUAAAACAGAGAAAGCUUUCUUCAGAGGUAGAGAUAGCCGAGAGGAGAGGCUGCAGUUGGUGCAGCUGUCCAAAGAAAACCCAGAGCUACUGGAUGCAGGAAUUACAGGAUAUUUCUUUUUCCAAGAGAAAGAAAAGGAACUUGGAAAAGCUAAAUUGAUAGGUUUCUUUGAUUUCUUUAAGUACAAGUACCAAGUGAAUGUGGACGGAACUGUGGCUGCAUAUCGGUACCCCUAUCUCAUGCUGGGCGACAGUCUGGUUCUGAAGCAGGACUCACCUUAUUACGAACAUUUCUAUUUGCAGCUAAAACCUUGGAAACAUUAUGUUCCAAUUAGAAGAAAUCUUAGUGAUCUACUAGAGAAAGUUCAAUGGGCCAAGGAAAAUGAUGAAGAAGCCAAGAAGAUUGCAAAAGAAGGGCAGUUGACUGCUCGGGAUCUGCUUCAGCCGCACCGGCUCUACUGCUACUAUUACAGAGUCCUGCAGACCUAUGCGGCGCGCCAGUCCAGCAAACCUGAAAUACGUGAUGGGAUGGAGCUCGUGCCUCAGCCCGAUGACACCUCAGCCAGCUGUCAGUGCCCCCGGGAAAGGUCUUUGAGAGAAGAGCUUUAAGUCAUCCCCAGGAGCACUCCUGUGAGUGCUCUCAGCAUCUUUUUUUUUCAAUUAUAUCAUUUUUUUAAAUGAGGUAAUGUCAGUUCACAGCACUGUGUGUGUUUUAGGGAAUAAGUUCACACCUCUCCAGGGGUACAGGUAUCACACCACGCCCACCACCAAACAUCUGGAAUGGAGGUGGGCAGCUAGAAUCCCACCUGAAGAACACAGCUUAGAAGAUCUGAAGGCUGGUUCUCCUGAAGGCUUUCUAGAAUGUGGAUGGACAGAGCAGUAUUAGAGCAAUAUUCCCAGGAGCUUCAGAGGUGCAUUUAUUUUAAGUAAAAGCUGCUAUGAUCCAUAUCUCAAUUACUUUACAAAGAAAACUGGGAGAUCUUAGCAGAGACUUGCCAAAAUAGAAAUCACUCCCUAUGAAACUGUUUACAUCUUAUUUAUUGGUUUGUUUUGAUCCCUGGCUUAUUUUCCCUCUUUCCCUUCCUCUAAUUGUGAAGAAAAGAAUAUCGGUGCAGUGUCCCCACCAUUGCUCACUGCUUAAUUCUCCUCCUACAAGUCGCUUUUGGUACCCAGUCUGCAUGGAAGGUCUGAUAAGAAUAACUAAGGAAGAGAGGAUGACUUUAGCAGAGGUAGCUUGGCGACUGUGGAGGGAAUUUUUUUAAAAAUAUUUUUUACUGAGUUAAUAUGAAUUUACAUUGUUUCUGUAACAGAAGUGUAUGAUCGCCCCUUAGGGCAUUUUGCAAUAGCGCACAUACCACAAAGAACCCAUAGUUGGAAGGAAUAUUUUUUAAAGCUCACUCAUGUCUUCUAAGCUAAGUUUUAUGAAGACCUGAAGCCAACUUAAGGAGAUACUGUGCCAUAAGCUAGUAAUUCCCAGACUAGCUAGUUGUACACCCAUCAAGGGAAGGUCCUCUAGUACAGCAAUGGGGCAACCCUUUGGAGCUGUUCACUAUCUAUGCACUGAUUGAACAGAUAAAAGAUAACUUUCGUCUUUCAAAGGGAUACUUAGAAACCUCUACAGAAAGCUGCAGGAAACCUAGUACUUGGGAAUUCACUCUAAGCUGACAAAAAAGGCAAGUGCCCCUCCCUCCUAGUGCCUUUCCACUUUCUCUGGGUUCAUUGCUAAAAUAACAGCCUUGGGAAGGUCCCUUUGCCUUUCAGGACUGGGUCAACACCUAAAACUUAAGGCCCAGAAAUUUACGUCACAUUUCGUGUCACCGUGAUACAGUUCCUGAAAGAACAUACUCCCAAAAGCAAGAGCUUUCCACAGUCUCAAAUAUUUACUCGCCAAAUAGAAACCUUUACUUCCUCUGAAAAUAGCAUAACCACAUUAGUUAUAUCUAUUCUUUUUUUGCAGAUCAAAUAAGGACAUAGAAUUUUUUUUUGACUAGACAAAAACAAAACCACAUUUGAGAACAAUUAUACAAGGAAAAUACUAAUACCCACCUAUUACUGUCCCAAACCAAAAGUACACAAGUAUGAGACAGGGACAAGCUAUGCUGAGCCCACCCAGAGGAGUCUGUGCCCUGCAGACAUUGCCCAUGAACUUUGGGGCUUAUUAGAGCUGAGAUACAGAAAGGAAGCUUGCCCUCCUUCACUCCUUCACCCCUACCUUCCACAGCCAGGUCUUUCUUAAUGGGGAAUGGCGUUGACUAUUGAUGUCUUAUAUUUAAAAAUUUUUUUAUCACCUGAAGCCCAACAGACUUGAUAGUUACAAGUGAGUUGAGACAAACUGGGCAGCUUAGGAGCAUAGAACAGAAAGGACGUGUUUGAGAAGUUAAAAUGAAGUGCAGCCCCUUGGAAAUUGUGACCAGAGAGAGCAGCCUUGAUCUUGAUGGUCUUCCGUGCACCAACUCAGUCACAGCCUUUACAAAGAGCUUGUUUUAUGUGGCUUUCUGGUUUGUUGAUGCAACUAUAACUCAGUAGAUACAGAAUCGCUAAAACCUUGAUUCCUUAUGUUUCAGUUCACCCCAUACCUUAGUCAUUUUUAACACUUCAACUUUCCUGAAAUGGCUUUCUUUAUUCUUGUAAUUUUAUAAAUAAUGCAGAAGUGGCAAAUGGGCAGGUAUGACCACCUUGGGAGAAAUACCUGAUUUUUCAAGGGAAAAGAGGGAUGUAUGGAUAUGCAAAUAUAUAUAAUAACUACAUUCGUCUAAAUAAGCUAUCCACAUGUUUUUUGCAGCAAUGUUUGUUAAUAAAAUGUUGGAAACACCUUAAAUAGUCAUCAUUGUGGAAUGGGCUCAAUAGAUUUUUACCAAGGAAUAUAGUACUACCAUUAAUUAGAAAUAAGUAGCUCUAAAUGCAUUAUCAUGGAAGAUUUCCGUGUCAGCAGUCAGUGGAAAAAACUAGUUACAGAACAAGCAGAAUGUGAAAUCCUUUAUGUAAAAAACUGAACAAUAUCCCUGUGGUUGAAAUUUUAGAAGGACGUUCACCAAUACCUCGGGAAAAGAAAAUGGAUAUUUGUAUUUUCCAUAUACUGUUUUUAAAUAGACUAUAUAUUAGACUUUUUAUACCAUGAGACAUAUACACUUUCUAA
This is a messenger RNA of Talpa occidentalis (Iberian mole), 4054 nucleotides long. It is a transcript of the gene POGLUT3, whose product is annotated as protein O-glucosyltransferase 3. The transcript is spliced from 8 exons. Gene Ontology annotation, cellular component: endomembrane system. Gene Ontology annotation, molecular function: protein binding; glucosyltransferase activity. The coding region runs from base 1 to 1527 and encodes 508 amino acids. The record is from RefSeq and is a predicted model, not a curated record. NCBI's taxonomy places the organism in Eukaryota, Metazoa, Chordata, Mammalia, Eulipotyphla, Talpidae.